Molecule: messenger RNA, 891 nt
Organism: Penicillium soppii
Lineage: Eukaryota; Fungi; Ascomycota; Eurotiomycetes; Eurotiales; Aspergillaceae
Product: mitochondrial 54S ribosomal protein uL3m
Exons: 2
Coding region: 1-891 (296 amino acids)
Biological process (GO): translation
Cellular component (GO): ribosome; mitochondrial large ribosomal subunit
Molecular function (GO): structural constituent of ribosome
Source: RefSeq, a predicted model, not a curated record
AUGUCGCCACGCUUAGGGCUUCAGUCGCCCCUAUGGGGUUCGCUGAUCACACCAAUCUCCGUACGCUCAUUCGGUAUCAGAUCGCUCAAUCCUCCCAAACCCAGUCGUUUCAACAUUGGCCCUGGUCUGCCCGUCCUCGAAUCGACAUCGACAGCGGCUCUCCGUCGCAAAGCCAAUUCCCUCCCCCUCCGAUCCGGUGCUAUCACAAUUAAAAAGGGUAUGACCGCCAUUUUCGACCCCGAGUCCGGAAAGCGCAUUCCCUGUACCGUUCUGCAGCUUGAUCGUGUUGAGGUUCUCUCCCACAAGACCCGUGAGAGGCAUGGGUACUAUGCUGUGCAGGUUGGUGCUGGCUGGAAGCACCCCAGCAAUGUCACCAGGGCACUCUUGGGACACUUCUCUGUCAAUGGUUCUUCACCUAAGCGUCAUAUCUUCGAAUUCCGUGUUAAGGGUGAAGAGGGCCUUCUGCCUGUUGGUCAAAGCAUUGAGGCUGGCUGGUUCAAGGAAGGACAAUUUGUUGAUGCCCGCUCCAACACCAAGGGUAAGGGCUUUGCUGGUGUGAUGAAGAGACAUGGUUUCGGUGGUCAGGACCGUAGUCACGGUGUUAGUUUGACGCAUCGUUCCAUGGGUUCUUCUGGUCCUGGUCAGGGCGGUGGUUCUCGUGUGUAUCCGGGCAAGAAGAUGGCUGGAAACAUGGGUAACAACCAAAACACCGUGCAGAACUUGAAGAUUCUCAAGGUUGAUUCUGAGAAUGGCAUUGUGGUUGUGAGCGGUGCGGUCAGUGGUCCCAAGGGCUGUGUCGUGAGAAUUCAGGACGCCAUCAAGAAGCCUUGGCCAGAAGUGCCGGUGGCAGAGGCCAAGUCAGUGCCUGAAUCUGCUCCCGCAUCUGUUUGA